UUUUAUUAAAAUAGUAUAUACGGAGUUAUGUCUUAAAGUGUCUGAGAACAUCUCCAAUCCAUAAUACUAUUAUAGUGUCAAAACCAUACUAUUUUAGUGUAAUUUCAGUAUUAAAAGAAGUUAUUCUUCAACCAUAACACCAAAUUUAACACUGAAAGCUAUUUUAUAAUAUUAUAUGUAUUUAUAAUUUUAUUUGUCAUUUAAUUGUUCAUUUUAUUAAUAAAUUAAGUGAAUAAUGUUUUAUUAUGGUGAAUAAUGUCACACCAAAUUUGGUGUGAAGUUAUAGUGUUGCACUAAAAUAGUGUGAUUUUUAGUGUUGAGUUGGAAAAGGUUUUAGUGUCAAAAUUAUACUAAAAUAGUGUUUUGAAGUUGGGUUGGAGAUGACCUGAGGUUCCUCUACAAACGAUCCAAACAUGGGAAAGUAAUGUCGGAUACAUCAAAACAUAUGUGUUUAUCAAUGUGUCUCUAACUAUUUUUUUUUAAUCUCUUAAAGUUUUGAUAGUUAUUGUUGUGUUGAUCAUUAAUUACAAGCUAGAAAUUAGAUAUCACCCUUUUUAAAAUAUAAUAUGAGUGCAUUACAUAGAAAAAAUGAUUUCUAAUCUAUCUAUAUACUUCAAAUAUAUAUAAUUUUCUUUUUUUGCUAAAUGGAUAAAUGAUUGUGAAUUCCAUCACUCCGUAUUUGUUACAACAUAGAUCGUAUUCCAUAUCUAACAUCACUCCAAAAACAAGUGAAUCUCAAGAUCAUGAUAUGGGGUUUUAAGAAAGACUACAUUUACCAUCUUUAAUCAUGUUAUUGGUAAGAAAAAAUGAAGUAAAAUAAAUACAUUACAUGUAAUGCCUAAAACUAUAGUUUAUCAACAAAUAUUCAUUUAUUUAUGCUGCAAAGAAUUAUAUAUUAUUUUAAAACUUCAAAGAAAUAAAUAUAGUUGGGAGUUAACCAAUGAGCAAAUAAAGCUCGAGAAUAAUAGAAAGAAGAGUGUGGGGGAAAAUUGUAGGGCCAAACUUUGUCUGCUCCGAUCACCACCACUCACCCGCCCGUCCCAUCAUUCUUUAGCAAGUUUUGUUUUCUCAAAUCCAUGUACCAAUUCCAAACCGUAUUCAGUUAUAAACCACAAACAAUCCUGGAUUUGGUUUUCAUGUGAAAUUUCACUAAUCAUAAAACUGAAAACUUUUAUUGAAUUUCUUCUUCUCGGUUUGGUAGACUUCUGAUUAUAUAAGCUUCCAGAUGCAAACGGUAAUUAGCAAGAUAAAUGGAUUAUAUCACUAAGUUACAUGUAUUCAUGUUUUGGUUUGGUUUUCUACAUUUCAGUUCGGCUUGGGUUUUUGAUCUUUCGGUUUGGUGUAAAUCAGAUUAAAUCUCAUAAUUUCACUAGAUGCAUACAUAUAUGAUCAGUUAGAUAAUUUUUAAAAAUUCAUAACGAUCUAAUUUUCCAUAGAUAAUCAUAAGUUAUCAGACAAAUCAUAAGAAGAGGAGCAUGAAAAAAGAGAAGACAUAAUGAUGGAAGCACCUAGUUGCUUUAAACUCGUGAAGAAGAAGAGAUAAGAUAUUCUUAAAAAGUCAAAUUAGUUGUUUAAAAUUUCCAUAAUUAAUUAUUAAGGAAAAUGUUAAUCAAUGAUUACAAUGAGAGCUAAGUCAUUAGCAGAUGAAUGCUUUACCUAUCAAACGAACUUUCUGCAUAAUCAUUCGUGAAUUGCAAUUCAUGACUUUGCUUUCGAAUUCUUAAAAUGGAGAUCAGGCCGAGAUUUAUGCUCUCAUCAUUACAGAUUUGUGCGAUGUUGUACCAAAAGCAUUAUUCCCAUUUAUCAAUUAGUACAAUUUAGUUAUUAUUUUUUGGGGGACAUGUACAAUUUUACAUUCAUAAGAGUUCAUUUUUAUAACAAUGAAUUCCGGAACCUUUCUUUAUAAUUGUUAUAUAUUAUACUAUUGCGUAACUUUCUGAUGUUUUCAUAUAAUGUUAAAUGUGUUAUAAUGGUUGUGACUUGUGAGUGUUUUUUUUUUACCAGAUUCUAUUAGGUAUUUGAAGUUUAUGUAUAAAAUAUAACAAAUACAAAAGCUAAAAGGAAAUGUCAAAGGACAUAACUCGGCUGUCCAUCUUGUAGUGUACCAAAUGGGGCAUGUGGAAGGUUGAAGGGAAGCUAUCCCCACUUUGUGUUGAUUGUUUUCAUCAUUUUAUACAUUUAUUUUCUAUUACUUUUUCAGAAGGAAAGUGAUUAAACAGAAUUUGUAUAAAUAUAUUUUUGGCAGUCAUAUUGAUUGAGACUUUAGCUCUUGCUUUAUCGGACACAUAUCAUGACCUUUAGAUCAUGGUCUGUCCCUCUUAUUUUAAGCAUUCGUCGACAUUUCUUUUGUUUUACUAUAUCACUUUCAACAUUAAAUUUCAUGAUAAUGAAAAAAGGAACAACAAAUUAUAUUUUAAAAUUCUAAACCUAAGGGUCCUGGAUAUACGAUUCACCGUUUGUCAAAAACGUUUUAAGAAAUCAACUCCGAACCGAAACGGAACAAAGUUCGUGGUUUGGGCCUAAUUGGAUUGAGCUAUAAAUCCCAUGGGCUUACUGUAGAACUAUUUGCAAUUCAAAACAGUAGAGAACUGACCUCUAAAACCACGAUGAAUCGAUGAAUGAAUGAGUCGUGCUGGUUUCAGAAGGGAGAGGUUUUGAAGCUGAUCGAUCAACGGAUCUUUUGUUGUUUGCGGCCCAAGUAACAGGGUGAGCCCAUCCAAGUUGUAUAUAACACAUGAAAUUUAUACUUACACAACAGCAAGGUGAGUAUGGAAAAUGGAGAUACACGUUCUCGCAAUUUCUCCGAAUGUAUCAUAUUCAACGUGAAUCUCUUGUUGGUUGACAGUUGACGAUUAUAUGGCGCAUUGAGCCUAGUGGAAAUGCGUUUAUAGCGUUCUAAUCAACCAAGUUCACUCUAUAAAUACGGUUAGUAACAUUUUCUGACCAGGUUUGGUUCAUUGGUCGCUAAUUGUAGUACAUUGUUGUUUUAUUAGAAGAUGUUGGUUUUUCAUAGUAUUUUUUGGUGUAAGUUUUUUCAUAGUAUUGUUAAGGAAUUUGUGAGAAAACGUUUCUUAAAUUUGUAAUUAUAUUUAAAAAGCAAGAACGGUUAGUAAAUUUCAAAUUUGAUAGUUUGUGGUGCCAAAGGGGAUGGCUCCUUUACUGAUUCAUUUGUGAUAGAAUCUUAUUUCAUAUGAUCGAGGGCAAAUAAAUUUCUAGUUAAUCAAAACUUCUAAUUCUAUGAGUUAUACAGUGACAGUGUGACACCAACCAGCUGCAGCGUUUUUCAAUCUUUUUCAUUGCGUGUGUGUGUGUCAACUUUCGGCUGUCUUCCCAUGUUCAUGUCUAAAGCGAUUCCAUCUUACAACAAUUAUGGUUUUGGAAGUCAAAUGUUAAGUGUGUGGAUCCCAUCAUGUGAGCUCCAAAAAAGUCAACGAGCUUUAUUAUAUAAAAGUAAAGUCAACUAUGGAGAGAUGAACAAGAUUCUCUUCCCGUCGCCCGUUUCAUCUCAAACUCCGGCUGGUUUCAUAUGCAGGGCUAACUCAACACAUAUGUGGAGUCACAACGAGAAAUAGGACCCAAAUGAACAAAUACUGUGUAAUAUUUGGAAUAUACAUUGUACUUAAAAGGACAGAGGAGCACAUAUACAUGUCAUAAAUCAUAAUGUGUAUGUGUGUAUGCAUGCAUAUGUUGUCGAGACUCGAUAAUGUUAAUAUAUAACUAAAUGAAAGAAUCUAGGCACUUUGGAAUCAUAUUUGGUUUUCCAGUCUUUGUCUUGGAGAGCAAAUCACGCCGACGAACCGACACAAGCCAUACUUGGAGGCUCCCACCGUAUACAUAUUAAUUUGCUAUACACAUGAAAUUAAUGACGUAGCUUGUUGCUAAUAUUUAAUUAUCCCAAAACAACCGAAAAGUUGUCUAUAAUUUGCUUGAGAUUCAAAUUUCACAUUACAUGAACUAAAAUUAAUUGCUUGCAUGUUCAUAUGAGCAUAUGAUAUUUAGAAUUUUAUGCAAGUUGAUAGAACUCUAUGGUAUUUCUUUGAGAACAAAUGUGUAGUCACCGUUUAGCUGAAACAAUUAUUAACUUAGACUACAUAAUCACAAAAUUUACAAAAUAAAUGAUUUGACUUGGUUGUUUAAUUCACAUUAUGAAAACUUCGAUUAGAAAAUUGAAAGUAGUUUGAUGAAUAACAUGAUGGACAUUACGGCCACACCGCAAACAUUGCGGCUUAUUUCGUGGGGAUAGUAAAUGUGCUCUUACUUAUCUUCGUUAUCACUUUCGUAUUAAUACGUACGGUGCAUCGCCGUAUGAUACUUAAUUUAUAUAUUUCUUCCAUCAUUUAAUAUUUCCAAUUAUUCCAAACAGCAGUAUAAUUAUUAGUACGUAGGUCAGCUAUAUAUAGCUGGUAGGAACUUGUGCAUAUAUCAUCACCCAUUGUAUAAUUAGCUCUCUUAAUUAUAUUUUCAUAUAAGCAUACAACUGAUAGAUUGUUUUCUUGUGUCACAUAGCGUAAGAGCUCACAAUGUCUCUCGCUAUCUCUCUUUGUUUGGCUUUCCUUUUUGCUCUUUGCCAUGGUUCUCAUAGCUUACCUGCACAACGAACUCCUCAUCUUGAUGUGCUUCUCCCAAAUGGAAACUUUGAGCAAGUUCCUAACAAAUCAAACAUGAGAAAGAGGCAAAUAAUCGGCAAAUACUCUCUUCCUCAUUGGGAAAUUUCCGGCCACGUCGAGUUAGUCUCUGGUGGUCCACAACCCGGAGGUUUCUACUUUGCGGUGCCACGUGGAGUCCAUGCAGCUAGGCUAGGGAACUUAGCCUCGAUAUCUCAGUAUGUGAAAGUGAAACGUGGCUUGGUUUAUUCUCUAACGUUUGGGGUCACGAGGACUUGUGCUCAGGAUGAGAACAUACGAAUCUCUGUUCCCGGUCAGACCAAUGAGCUGCCGAUCCAAACCCUGUUCAGUACUAACGGUGGAGACACAUACGCUUGGGCAUUCAAAGCAAAGUUUGAUGUGGUUAAGAUCACUUUUCAUAACCCUGGUGUUCAAGAAGACCCUUCAUGUGGUCCUCUCGUUGACGCUGUUGCCAUCAAAGAGAUUCUCCCUCUUCGGUAUACUAGAGGAAACCUUGUGAAGAACGGUGGAUUCGAGAUCGGUCCACAUGUAUUCAACAACUUCUCCACCGGAAUCUUAAUCCCGGCGAAGGUACAAGAUCUCAUCUCACCGCUUCCAGGAUGGAUCAUCGAAUCUCUAAAACCGGUCAAGUACAUCGAUAGCCGCCACUUCGAAGUCCCCUCAGGACUCGCCGCAGUCGAGCUCGUCGCCGGGAGAGAAAGCGCCAUCGCUCAGAUCAUCCGCACCGUCGCCGGUAGAAACUACAUGCUCUCCUUCGCGGUUGGAGACGCACAAAACGGUUGUCACGGGUCGAUGAUGGUGGAAGCGUUUGCGGGGAAAGCAGCGUUUAAGCUUCGGUUUGAAUCUAACGGGAAAGGAGCGUUUAAAGUGGGACGUUUCAGGUUUCGCGCGGAUUCUAACCGCACGAGGUUAACGUUCUACAGUGGGUUUUAUCAUACCAAGCUCCAUGAUUUUGGACACCUUUGUGGGCCCGUGCUUGACAGUGUUAGUGUUGUCAUGACACGUUAAAAUUUAUUUGAGUAUAAAUUAUAAUCUAAUACUUAUCUAAUAAAAUGAUAUUAUCCAUUUGUAAGCACAA
Molecule: messenger RNA, 5703 nt
Organism: Brassica rapa (field mustard)
Lineage: Eukaryota; Viridiplantae; Streptophyta; Magnoliopsida; Brassicales; Brassicaceae
Source: RefSeq, a predicted model, not a curated record